UAUCUAGUGCGUGGAUCUAUCAUCUCAAAAAUUUAUUUUAUACACCUGUUUCGAUUUCGUAAAUCUAUCGUUACUCAUAAUUGUCCUUUUCUCCAGAACAAACAAAUCAACCACAAUGCAUCACCAUUCCGGCGCUGGGGUCAAUCAUCGUUACGAUCUCGAUCCGGCGAACAGCGGACACCGGGAUCGUCCCACCGGAGACCAUCGUCGUUGGCCGCUUCGGAAAGUGACGUCUACACGAAAUCUAUCGAUGACGAUUACAGUUCGACGAAGAGCGGAUACAACCCGUACGCCGAUGCAGCAGCCGGUGGUUCGGUGACGACGACCGAUUCAGCACAGACUACUGGAAAUGGGUGCUCCAGUGGCCCAGCGGGAGUUGCCUCCUGGGGAACGUCUUUCGAGAAGCUAUUAGAGGAUGCGGCUGGAUUACACACAUUUUCUGAAUUUCUUAAAAAAGAAUUCUCGGCCGAAAACAUCUACUUCUGGACGGCCUGCGAAAGGUAUCGCCAGCUUGCCGAUCGAGAGGAACGAGCCAAGGAGGCGCAAGCUAUUUUCGCUAAACAUCUGGAGUCCGGUUGCAGCGAACCGGUUAACGUGGAUUCGAUUGCCCGCAAUAUUGCUCAGGAAAAUUUACCACAAGCGGAGCAAACACUUUUCGCUGCAGCUCAGAAACAAAUUUUCAAUCUGAUGAAGUUUGAUAGCUACCAGCGUUUUAUAAAAUCUGACAUGUACAAAACUUGUCAGGAUUCUGAGACGAAAGGGCAAACGCUCCCUUAUCCUGGUGAUCAACUGGAUCCUUUACUAAGGACGAGUUUUGCGGUGCAAUUGCCGACGAAGCUAAAGAAAUCACUAAGCAAUGCAGAGGACCGACGGAGAAAGUCACUGCUUCCCUGGCAUCGCAAGACGAGGUGUAAGUCUAAGGAUCGUGGUGACGCGGAGGUAAAAAAGGAGAGUGGCAAAUCAUCGCUUUCCAAUGGGGGAGGGACGGGAGGCAGCAGUAAUACGUUGAAGGUUCUGUCGACCAACUCUAAUAGUGAUAUUCAUAGUUCCAGAAGUUCUUUGGCAAGUUUCGAUGCCGCCAUCGGUAAGGCAUACGAUCAGGAUGACACGCGAAACACAUUGUGCCGUGUGAUACUGUCCAAUGGAGCGACGACGGUGGUUCAGACACGUUCGAAUGAAACCAUUAAGGAACUGGUCGAGAGGUUGCUAGAAAAGCGAGGAAUAGUAUACAAUGCUUACGAAGCGUUUCUAUCCGGCAACCACAAGCCCCUAGAUCUGGAUGGUCCGUCUUCUAGUCUCGCAGGAAAGGAGGUGAACAUCGACCAACGGGUCGUGUUCAAAAUAAGCCUGCCCAACAGAAAAAUGAUUUCAGUGAAAAGUAAGGCCACAAAACCACUCGGGGAUGUUCUGAGGCCUAUUCUGUUGAAAUAUAACUAUGAACUGGAUCAAAUGAAUGUCUACUCAAAGGACGUCUUUUUAGACAUGACUUAUCAGGUAACCAGUGUUGACGGUUUAUGGUUGCAGGUCCGCAACGGGAAUGAGAACGAGUUCCAUCAGGAUCUAACGCGAACGAUCGCUUCCCGCUCGGAAAGGUCAUACGCCAACCAGGCACCACCUCCACUGCCUAUCAUUGCUACGGCUCAGCACCAGCAAAUUAUUAAUCAUUUUCAGCAACAACUGCACCAUCAAUCGCAAUCUCAGUCCCAACCGCAUAGUUUUGCAAUCCCCUCUAGUGCACCGACCUUUCUGAACAAUAAUAUAACUAAAAAGGCUCAUUCCGUGGGGUAUGGUGGUCCAUCUCACAAUAAUAAUAACAAUAACAACAAUCACCUAAAGAGCAAGGAAGAUCCGAAGGAUGACACCAAGCAGGAACUUAACAUGCUGGAUGAGAUUACGAACAAGGUGUUCAACGAACUUAUGAACGGCAAAAUUGCGAAUGGCAAAGUUCCGGAGGAUUGCACGUCGGAUAGUUCUUCGACACGGAGGGAGCGAUUCAGAAGGCGAGGAUCUAAUGCUCCUUCGGAGAGUGGUCGUGGAGCGAAGAGCAAGAAAUGCUCAACCGGUGGCUCAGAAGACGGUGGAGAGAGUGUUAACAAUGGCGGUACAAAAAAGCCUAUUAUAGCAAAAUUGAAAGCAGGAGUCAAGCUGCAGAUUCCAACCCGAUCCCAGAAUGAUGAAUUACUAGAAGGACUGAAACGCGCUCAACGAUCGAGGCUGGAGGACCAACGUGGUACCGAAAUCAACUUUGAGCUGCCAGAUUUCCUUAAAGAUAAAGAAAAUUUCACCGGAACUGGCAGUAAUAAUCCGGCAACUAGUGCAGUAUCAUCCGCUGGAGCUGCUCCAUCAUCCAAAUUUGUACGUAAAUUGGGCAAACGCUCCGAGUACGUAACAAGUUCAUCGCUUGAGUUCCCGCUAAGCACUAGUACGACCGGCGGAUCCCUGCAGCAAAUUCAUAAACCCCAACCAGCUCCACGGCUGUCCAUUGCGGGUCCACGUAGUCUAGCCGCUGGUGGCAACAGGAGUCCUACAUCUCCGGGAGGACCCGUUCAAUCGGCAUCGAGUGAGAGCAAUUUGAAUAAUCUGUCCAUUCGGUGCAAUCCAUCGCCACUUACACUGGAUGAUAAUGGGAACGGUUCCCAAUCGGAGAAUAGUUAUGCGGACACAACCCUGGUUUUCACUCAUGGCCCUCCGAACCCUUGCAAUUCGCCCAACGUAUCCCCGUCGGCACACUCGAUUCACCUUGCAUCGAAUUUCCAGUUGCCAAACGCGUCCGGUCACGACGAUCUGUACGAGCCAGGACAACACGGCGGUUCACAUUCCGGCAAAAACUUCGGCAACGAUGCUUCCAGUAGCUACCAUCGUCAUCAGCACCAUCACCACCAUCAUUCCCAGGUGCCACAAAGUUCCGUUCAUCAUCAUCACUUUUCGGCUAGCACCAGCAGUGAUAGCGGUAGUAGCAACAGCAGCAGUAGCAGUGGUAGUAGUAGUAGCAGUAGCAGCGAGGGUGAGAAUCAAAAAGGUCCACCGCCGUUACCGCCAAAGCCGAAGAUCUUACCCAUUAAACCGCCCAACUGGGGUCACACGACAGCUUCGUCGAUAGGCAGCAGCAGUAGCGGUAGCAAUCAGAUGAGCACCAGUCUAUGUAAUCUAUCCACCGGGUCAAGCGGGAACGGUGGACACGGUGGUAGCCACAAAGGUGUUAGUGGGAAUAAGAAUAUCGGCACUAGUAAUAGUAAUAGUAGUAAGGAGAGGAGGUUGUCCGGACAGGUUGCUGGGGCUCAGGAACAAAAGUCCCAGCAGACGAGAAGUGUAUAUUUUGAUCAUGCAAGUAGCAGCUUUGUGUAAUAUAAGAGUAUAGAACAAUGUUUGAUUAUAGGAUCUACAGAUUUUUUAUCAGAAGUUUGGCUUGUAAAGCGAAUUUUUCUUUUGUGUGCAUACUUUGAUUUUAUGGUUUUAUUUAUUUUUUUGUCGAUUGAACUGUAUGUAUUAUAUUUCUAUUUUUGCCAAUGUAUAAACAAUAAUUAUACUCAGAAUAUAGGCUUUUUCAAUAA
Molecule: messenger RNA, 3551 nt
Organism: Topomyia yanbarensis
Lineage: Eukaryota; Metazoa; Arthropoda; Insecta; Diptera; Culicidae
Product: regulator of G-protein signaling loco-like
Exons: 5
Biological process (GO): signal transduction
Molecular function (GO): GTPase activator activity
Source: RefSeq, a predicted model, not a curated record